GCUCAACAGCACCCACUUGUUCCAUGUUUCAUUAGAACUCAUAACAUAUAAUUAAUUGUAAGCAGUACGAGCAGCACGACCACUAACUAAAAAACUGCGGCAUGACUGUUACAAGCAGGUGAUUUGACAAUGAGCUGCAUGGCAUUUAAAGCCUAGUUCAUUUCCGGCAGAUCCUGCUUAUCCUUUGCGUGUACUCUCCGAACCCGAAGUCAAGAAAAAUCAUUUUAGAAGGUUUUUAAGGUCGACGUAGCUUGUGAAAACGUUUUCAAGAUCAAGAAAGACAAAGAAAUCAAUCUAAGAGUUGCACCAGUACCUACUUAUUAAUCGUCUUGUUCCAUACAAAGACGAACGACACACUAGAAUCAACCACGAGCAUAAAAGAAAAAUGAAAGGGAAAGGCUCGUCAAAUAAGGGCAAAGGGAAGGCGGCGCCACCGCCUCCACCCACCGACAGCCGACCGAAACAGCUUAAAAGAGGCGAUUUUCGCAAAGGUGCAGCUUUCGAUUUCGCAGCUGAGGAAAAGGCGUUGCAAGAGCGCGCCCAGCAAAUGGACGAAGUCGGAGCCGCUGCCUUAAGUUCAAACUAAUAAUUCAACUUCUGAUGAACAAGAAACUGUCUUUAUAAAUUUUAACAAAGUAGAACUACUAUAUAAUUGUUAUUUCUUGAUGAAGAAACUGUCUUAACCGGUUUUUAGUUUUCCCUCAUCUACUCGUAGACUUAUCCCUUCAAGCAACUGAUGAAGCUGUCUUUAAAAAAGUAGAACUAUAAUUGUUUGAACAAGUGGUAGGAUGGAUAUGAGUACUAUGACUUUCCUCGGUCUUGAGGUAAUGCAUGUCGUUGACUCGUUUUUCAACUUCGUAUAUUAUGUUCUGGCUCUCGGCGGUCAAUAGUACGACCUUUAGUUCACGCUACGCGAAGCCGAACAUGAUAGGUCCCAGCUCUAAUACACUACGAAGGUCCGGCAGAGGAUGCUGCCGCAGGAGCAACGGGAGAGAACGACGUGGAGAUGGUUGUUUGUCCGCGUUGUGAACAGAAAGUUAGAGCAGCUUUUUUUGACGAACAUUGGAGUAGUCACAGUUCUGAGAUUCUGCCGUUUCUCUUCCUAGGUGGGCGACGAAACGCGGAAAACGAGGCUGAGUUGAUCAAGCGGACGCAGAUUACUCAUAUUCUCAAUGUUGCAGUGGAGCUUCGUGACAUUUUGCCACAGGAACUAAAAGGUCGCUUCGUGGAACACACUGUGCCACUCAGUGACAGUGGCGAUGAAGGGAACUUCUUGAAGCAUGCGCGAAUGGCAGCACGAUGGGUUCACGACGUCGUUUCGAACCAUUGUUCCGUUUCGAGCAAUCCAGGACAAGAAACAACUGGAAAUACUCCAAGUACAGCCAAGCCAGGCGUUGACGUUCUUCAUUCGGCUACAAGUACAGCUAAGCCAGCAGACGUUGCGCCGCAAGCGCAAGCUCGCGUCCUCCUGCAUUGCACUCAGGGUGUUUCGCGUUCUGCCGCAGUGACCAUUGCCUACCUUAUGGAGUUCCACGGUUUCCGACUCGAGGAGGCCUACCACUACGUGAAAGCGCGACGCAAGGUUAAGGCUUUCGUCCCUAAUGAUCCAUCUUAGUUACUUCAGAUAGUGCAUCUUGGAAGAGCUGUUCUGGAAGGAGCAAGGAGCACCAAGAAGAUGCGUCUGAUGGCCAGGGACGAUAAGUGUGAGCUCUAACAAGGUGAUUGAUCCGCGACCACAGUUCAUCGAGGAGUUGGGGAGGUUGGAAACGGAGAUUUUGUAUCCUUUGCAACGCAGCUGCAUCAGGAGGUUUGAGUCGGACGGAAAGCAAAGUCUUUCCUCACCUUCUUCAAAGAAGACGACCAGGAGUCCUCGGAACAAUGAUAGAGACGAGGAAUCUCCGAAUACGCGGAUUCGACGGAGUACCUCAGGAGUCGGUGCGCCAAGCUUGACAGUUCGGGAGGUCACGCGAAAUCGAGUUUUCCUAAACUUCGACACGGACUCGGUGAAUGCACGUGCGUACCACAAGGAGCGAGGCGACGGGGGCCGCGACGCGCAAGAAGAAUUGAAAAAGACUGGGCUGGGUGGAAUAGGAGCUUUUCGAAAAUUAGCUCCUGCAAAAAAGGGCGACCACGGAGGAGGUGGGGGAAGCGCUGCCGCACCCAAUGCUCGUGCCGAACAACCCCCAGGCGGAGACGGCGCGACUCCAUCUUCAGCGAGUAGAGGCGGCAAGCCGCAACAAGAAUCAGCAACAUCUUCAUCUGGAAACGGUCCUGCUGAGGCGCGGCUAGAUAAAGGGGAGGGCGAAAAUAAAGACUCGACUUCUUCGAAGGGUACUAGUGGUGGAGGCGGUAAGGGCGCUGCGAUUCCGACUCCUGGUAGCAAAAGCGGACAGAAAGGCAAAGGCCAGAAAAACAACGACAGUCAAGAAAAAAACAGCAAAGGGAAAGGCAAAAAAGGGAAGGAUCAUAGUUCUCGGCCGUCGAUGCAGAUCAGCCGUACUAGCAUUCAGGAAGCACGCAGUGCGUUAAACGCAAUACCAGAUACUACGAAUCGGAGGUGGCAACAUCAUGGUAAUUUUGCUCCGUUUCGGCCGUCCGAGAAUGGCAGAACUUCAGAUGAAUCAACAUCACGACGCUCUUCUCCAGACCGCUCGCCUAGGACCGACACGAGGCGAAAAAGCGAAGAGGAAAUUUUGACCGAAUGGCGAGAACUUCCCGUCAUGCCAGCGAAUGAAGUCUUAGCGCCACCUGUCGCUUGGGACAAAUUAGAGGCCUUUCAUAAAUUGCAGGGUGGAUCCGGCGGCGUCUUCCUUUACAACAUUGCUGGCCGUGUUGUGGGUGGUAAGUUCCAACGAGGGAUCAUGGAAAUGUACGCGAUUUUGCUAGCGCAGAUCAUCGUGUCUCCUCGCCAAAAGUUACUACAUGAUCUGCAAGCGCAAUCAGAAGAUGCAGUAGAUGACGCUCAAGGAGAAGAAGUACAAGAAGAACCUCUAUUUCGCGUUGCCCAGAUGAGAAUAGUCCACUUGUUUCAACCCGAUUCGACUGAGUUUUUCGAUAUGCUGGUAGCGAUCAACAAAUUGCACGUUCGGGACUCUGACGACGAAGAGCGGAAGGAGCAACUCACAGAACUUGGGGACCAAUUGGUCGAGUUCGGGGGUCUAAAUCCCGCAGAAGCAACACGAGCUUCUUCGCAAGGAGGAUCAGGAUCAGCCCCAUCAGCUCCCCAGGCAAUGGCACAACGACGACUAGAACACGACAGCAAAACCGCAGCUGAGAAAGACCGUGCGAAGAGCGAGAGAACUGACGAAGCAGCUGGCUACAUCAACCAGUACAUCAUGGGUGCUGGGCGGCAAUUUUUGGGCGUCUUGGAGGUAAUCAAAGGCGUUCAAACACUCCAGGGAGUCGGCGGGCUGCAUAAGGUGCCACCCGAGUACCACCAGAAAGUCUUUCGGCAACUCGGACAACUCUGUGCGUUUAUGAUGAAUUGUGAUGUGAAUCUUAACUACUUACUUCUGCUUCCACUAAGUCUCCUCUAAUCAGAAGACUAGACUAAGUAGAUGGAAGAAUGUAGGCCGACGCAAUCUAGAAACUGUUAGUUAUCUUCUAAUGCACAUGACGCCUGGAUGAACAAUCUGGACCGAGUACCUCUGCGGAGUUUGUGGAAUAACGAUGGGAACUUGCUAAACGCGCUUAUCGAAAGGGACACCUACGAGUUAGUGGGUAUCGACCAAGCAGUACAGGUGAUCAAGAAUGCAGAUGGUGCUGCAAGAUACCGUGUCAAAUUACAGCGUCUCUGCGAGGAGGUGGCGUCUUCUUCUUCAGCUGCAGCACCACCUAAAAAACCUCUUUCGGGAUCCUUUGGCAAUGGUUCUUGGCGACAAGACCUCUUGGAACAACUCUACAUCUGUACUGGGGUCCAAUUUGAGAAUGUAGAUCCCUUUCUAGAGGGUUUGCGUGCUGGAUUCCGUGGGAUAGCUGGCAUUGGGAAAACAGCGGGGGAAGUGGAAUCGCUCCUGGCUGAGGAGGUGGAAAAUCCCUUGAUGAAAACCUUCGGAGAUGCUUAUUCUUUCACAGGUGAAGAAGCCGACACCUUUCCGGUGGCUCGCGCUUUCCUGUUGUCUAACUGGCAAGUGAUUCAUACCGCUUUUGGUAGAAUUGGCUUUUGAGGAGGCUGUACAACUGGUGGUCAUACAACAACGUAGUUGAAGAACAUGAUCUUCAACGUUCAAAGUAGCGCCAGUAGAAGUACUCCUGUUGUGCAAGAUAAGCAGGUAGUAAUAUGAUCGAUAUUCGUGGUUUUUGAUAUUGGCCCGCCUGGCCUGCUCUACUAUAAAUAUGAUCUGUAUCGAGUUCAUAGUUAGUCUAUCCCCUUAUCUUCAGGGUUCGCGCGUCCUCUGCUCGUCCUCGGACCGCUUCAGGGUGGUUGAGAGUAAUCAUUUGAGACGCACACAUAGUAAGACAUAGUCAUAAAUCAAACGAGCCCAGCAGAGUUGUAUCGACAGGUAGCAUUGGUAUUCAUUGAAGACACGUCGUACCCAAGACAUCGUCAAUCUCCUCAACUACGCAUACAAAUACAUACAACGAGGACAAAGAUAAUAUCAUUUGACGCGCAACAUCAUGGGGAAAAUUAAUCACCUGAUUUGAUCAUUCUCAGGUGGUAUACUAAAAAG
Molecule: messenger RNA, 4670 nt
Organism: Amoebophrya sp. A25
Lineage: Eukaryota; Dinophyceae; Syndiniales; Amoebophryaceae
Source: the annotation of a GenBank genome assembly